Odobenus rosmarus divergens (Pacific walrus) is the source of this 777-nucleotide messenger RNA. RefSeq lists its product as uncharacterized. Gene Ontology annotation, cellular component: membrane. NCBI's taxonomy places the organism in Eukaryota, Metazoa, Chordata, Mammalia, Carnivora, Odobenidae. The record is from RefSeq and is a predicted model, not a curated record. The coding region runs from base 1 to 777 and encodes 258 amino acids. Gene Ontology annotation, biological process: electron transport chain. The transcript is spliced from 5 exons.
AUGAAAUGCUUCCCCAUCCUGCUGCUGGUCAGCUUAGCUUCCCCCUCUCUCGCCAUCCUUAAUGAGCAAGAUGAAAUCCACUUGGAGCCUCAGCCCACACAUGCCUGUAAGUCUCAUGUUGGCCACCUUCAGACUGGCCAGCACCUGGGGGCCAGGAACAAUCUGAGCAGCACUUCAUGCUGCGCAGUCAUUGAGGAUGGGCGUAGGAACUACCUCUCAAACCCAAAUGCUAGCAGGUGGGGAGUGUCAGCUCACCCUGAAAUGAGGAGGCUGGUGAAUUUGCUAGAAGUAGAAUUCCCGUUCAAUGGCAUUCAGAAUCAAGGAUGUGCCUUUCAGGUGCUCAUAGACUUGGAUGCUGGCAUGGGACCUCAAUUCAGUCCAGCUACGCAGCUGAUUCCUGAAAAGAACCAUGUCUCCACUGAAAACUCUUCUGAGGAAACUCCCAUUUCCAGCGAAGAGCUGGGUUUUGAAGAGGAAGAUGUGAUCAAAUCUACCAGGAGACCAAAGAGUCAAAAGCUCGAGCUGCUUCACCCCAUCCCCCCGGAGGCCAGUUUCAGAAACGCUGCCCCUCAGUCAGAAGGAACUACGGAACUCACUCUGAGGGCUGACAGGAGCCAAGGCCGAGGGGAAGAAGCUGGGAGGGAGGCAACCACCCCAGAGGGAACACUGGCCGAGCUCGGCCAUAAAAUCGGGAAGAAUCUGGACAAAACCGUGAAAGAGACCGUGAACUAUGUGAAAAGCCUACUCCCUCAUGCCUAUGAAGUCACGAGGCCCUAG